UUUAAGCAUUUUCUGUGCAUAAAAAUCCGAACUCUAAUUAUUAUUAUUGUUAUCGGGUCGCCUGGUAAGCGAAACCGACCGUGUCGGCGGGUUGUUUUCCGCUUAAGCGGGGCUUUUGUGGUGGUAAAAAAACGGUGGCGAUCAACAACAAUUAUCGAGGACGGAAGCGGAGCGCGCGCGCGCCUGCGCAGUCCCCCUCGGGCGUUUCUCGCAUCGCCCCCCAAUGCGGCGAUGUGCCAGUCGGUAGAAUCGGAGCGUAUCGGUCGGUCGCAUCGGCCGUCGCCGUCUCAACGCCCGCCGCCGAUAAAGUUCGACACUCCCACCCCCACACCCCGCGCCCCGACGUAGAAUUGGGGGGGCCCCCGGAGGCCCGCGAUGUCGCGACGCCUCCGCUGACCGUACGUUUCGCUCAACAUGAAACUGACAAUGUUCGCGUUUAAUUUGCUGGUCGCGUCGGUGGUGAGCGGCGGCCCCGCGUGGAAAGAGGUGCAGAGGGGCGGCGGCCUUAAAAUCGGCGCCGAAAAGGGCGGCCGAAACGUGUCUUCGUCGCGCGGCAACGGCAUCAAACUGGGCGGCGGCUCCAGGGGGAUGAGGUCCACGACGACGACGACCUCUUCGCCGGAGAUCGAGGACCACGUCCAGCCGCCGACGGCCGCGCCGUCGGAUAGAGGCGGCCGCGCGCACCACCACCUCCACGUGGGCAUGGUGGUGCCGUCCAAGUCGUUCGGGGUGCGCGAGUACACCAAAGCGAUCACCACCACGAAAAGCAUCAUCCAGAGGAAGCUCAAGCUGUUCAAGAAGUACGAGAUCGAGGUGCACAUCGCGAUGAACCCGAUGACGCCGAGCCCCACCGCGAUCCUGAAGUCGAUCUGCAAGGAGUUCCUCUCGUACAACGUGUCCGCGAUCCUCUACCUGAUGAACUACGAGCAGUACGGACGCAGUACCGCGUCCGCGCAGUACUUCCUGCAGCUGGCCGGGUACCUGGGCGUGCCGGUCAUCGCGUGGAACGCGGACAACUCGGGACUGGAGCGGCGCGCCUCCCAGUCGUCGCUCCAGUUGCAGCUCGCGCCCUCGCUGGAGCACCAGACCGCCGCGAUGCUUAGUAUCCUCGAGCGGUACAAAUGGCACCAGUUCUCGGUGGUGACGAGUCUGAUCGCGGGCCACGACGACUUCAUCCAGGCGGUGAGGGAGCGCGUCAUCGCCAUGCAGGACCGCUUCAAGUUUACCAUCUUGAACGCGGUGCUGGUGGCCAAUAAGGGCGACCUCGCCGCCCUCGUCGACUCAGAGGCGCGGGUCAUGCUGCUCUACUGCACCAGGGAGGAGGCGAUCGACAUCCUCACCGCCGCCAGCGACCUCCACCUCACCGGCGAGAACUACGUGUGGGUGGUCACGCAGAGCGUCAUCGAGACCGCUUUCACCGCGCCUUACCAGUUUCCAGUCGGCAUGUUGGGCGUCCACUUCGACACCUCCAGCCAGAGCCUGGUCAACGAGAUCACCGCCGCCAUCAAGGUGUACGCGUACGGUGUGGAAGACUUCAUCGCCGACCCGGCCAACAAGCACCGCUCCCUCAACACGCACCUGUCGUGCGAGGGUGCGGGGGCGGCCCGCUGGGACACCGGCGAUCGUUUCUUUAAGUAUCUGCGGAACGUGAGCGUCGAAGCGGAAAUGGGCCGGCCCAACCUUGAGUUUACGCAGGACGGCGUCCUCAAAGCCGCGGAGCUGAAGAUCAUGAACCUGCGGCCCGGAGUCAGCAAGCAGCUCGUGUGGGAGGAGAUCGGGGUGUGGAAGUCGUGGCAGAAAGAGGGUCUCGACAUCAAAGACAUCGUGUGGCCGGGCAACAGUCACACGCCGCCGCAAGGGGUGCCCGAGAAGUUCCACCUGAAGAUCACGUUCCUGGAGGAGCCCCCGUACAUCAAGCUCGCGCCCCCCGAUCCCGUCACCGGCAAGUGCUCGAUGGACAGGGGCGUGCUGUGCAGGGUGGCCAGCGACGAGGCCAUCACCGAGGUGGAUAUGGCGCAGGCGCACCGCAACGGCAGCUACUACCAGUGCUGUUCCGGCUUCUGCAUCGACCUGCUGCAGAAGUUCUCCGAGGAGUUGGGGUUCACGUACGAGCUGGUACGUGUCGAGGACGGCCGCUGGGGCACCAACGUGAACGGCAAGUGGAACGGCCUCAUCGCCGACCUCGUCAACCGCAAAACGGACAUGGUGCUGACCUCGCUGACGAUCAACGCGGAACGGGAGGCGGUGGUGGACUUUAGCGUUCCAUUCAUGGAGACGGGCAUCGCGAUCGUGGUAGCGAAACGGACCGGCAUAAUAUCGCCGACGGCGUUCCUCGAGCCGUUCGACGCGGCGUCGUGGAUGCUGGUCGGCGUCGUCGCGAUCCACGCCUCCACCUUCACCAUCUUCCUGUUCGAGUGGCUCUCGCCGAGCGGCUUCGACAUGAAGGUCGCCUUCAACAACGGCGUGCCGUCGAACGCUCACCGUUUCUCGCUCUUCCGCACCUACUGGCUGGUGUGGGCGGUACUCUUCCAGGCGGCGGUCCACGUCGACUCGCCCCGCGGCUUCACCUCCCGCUUCAUGACCAACGUGUGGGCCAUGUUCGCCGUCGUCUUCCUCGCCAUCUACACCGCCAACCUGGCCGCCUUCAUGAUCACCCGCGAGGAGUUUUUCGAGUUUUCCGGCAUCGACGACCACCGGCUAUGCAGGCCGUACUCGCACAAGCCGAGCAUCAAGUUCGGCACGAUCCCGUGGUCGCACACGGACUCGACCCUCGCCAAGUACUUCGGCGACAUGCACGCGUACAUGCGUCAGUUCAACAAGAGCACGGUGCUGCAGGGCGUCGGCGCCGUGCUCUCCGGCGAGAUGGACUCGUUCAUCUACGACGGUACCGUCCUCGACUACCUGACCUCGCAGGACGAGGACUGCCGCCUCCUCACGGUCGGCUCGUGGUACGCGAUGACCGGCUACGGGCUCGCCUUCCCCCGCAACUCCAAGUACCUGAAGAUGUUCAACAGGCGGCUGCUCGAUUUCCGAGAAAACGGCGACCUGGAACGGCUGCGCCGCUACUGGAUGACCGGCGUCUGUCGGCCCGGCAAGCAGGAGCACAAGAGCUCCGACCCGCUCGCGCUCGAGCAGUUCCUGUCCGCGUUCCUGCUCCUGAUGGCCGGCAUCCUCAUGGCGGUGCUGCUGCUGCUCCUCGAGCAUCUCUACUUCAAGUACGUGCGCAAGCACCUGGCCAAGACGGACCGGGGCGGCUGCUGCGCCCUCAUCAGCCUCUCGAUGGGCAAGAGUCUGACGUUUCGGGGGGCGGUCUACGAGGCGCAGGACAUCCUCAGGAACCACCGGUGUCGCGAUCCCAUCUGCGACACGCACCUCUGGAAGGUGAAGCGGGAGCUGGACGUCGCGCAGAUGCGCGUCAAACAGCUGGAGAAGGAGCUGGAGGCGCACGGGGUCAAGCCGCCCCCUUGCAAGCGACGUCGCGGCUGCGUCGCUUCAUGUCUUCGCGUCUCCGACUCACCCGACAUCGUGGUGUCGGGGGAGCAGGGCAGAGCACGGAUGCGGAGUCUGGACCCGGACGGCUACGCCGACGUCAACGGACCCAAGACCGAAAUAGCGGAGAUGGAGACUGUGCUGUGAUGGCAUCGGGGUUCGACCUCGUCCCGCCCCUCGCCACACCCCAAUCGUAUCGCGAAUGAAAAUCUCUUAUGAAUCAGGUGCAUUUACAAACAAACAAACAAACAAAAAAAGAAAUCACUAGCGUAUCCUAUAAAAUUAAAUAAUAAACGGGAGUGUCCGUUUAAGACGGGCACGGAUCUAUGGGAAGAAGAAAAUGACUACUAUUAAUAAUAACGCAUAUAAUAAUGAUAAUGUUGUUGCUAAAGAAUCGUUGUUGCUGUUAUAUAUAAUAAUUGUUGAUGUUUUUCACGUAAUUUGAAUGUACAUACAGAAGGCGCGCCUCGUCGGCGUCCCGCGUAUCGCUUUUCGGUAGAUGUCGCCGCCGUCGCCACCCGGCGACCGUUUUCGAAAUUCGGCCUAAGUCGAGCCGGUUCCGUUUUCCCAUUUUCCCCGUCGACCUUUUUUUUUUUUUUUUUUUCGGACGCCAUCCGCACGCGUAUAACUAAACGAGAGUGUAAAUAAGGGCAAUGCAUAAAAUUGUCAAACUUAAAGUCGCACACCGAGUCAAUAACCGUAAACCGCUGGGCGUGUAGUAAAUCGAUUGGGCGGACUAAAUGUUAAAACCAUGUAACCUACAUAUUUGAGUAAAUAAACGAGCCAUUGACGUGAGUGCCCGACUUCUUUCCCGCAUCCUCCGAUCCCACGUUUUCGGCUAUUAUCGACCAUAAACGAGGUUUU
Molecule: messenger RNA, 4353 nt
Organism: Cylas formicarius (sweet potato weevil)
Lineage: Eukaryota; Metazoa; Arthropoda; Insecta; Coleoptera; Brentidae
Gene: Nmdar2
Product: glutamate receptor ionotropic, NMDA 2B
Exons: 12
Coding region: 415-3636 (1073 amino acids)
Biological process (GO): modulation of chemical synaptic transmission; monoatomic ion transport; synaptic transmission, glutamatergic
Cellular component (GO): postsynaptic membrane; plasma membrane
Molecular function (GO): NMDA glutamate receptor activity; transmitter-gated monoatomic ion channel activity involved in regulation of postsynaptic membrane potential
Source: RefSeq, a predicted model, not a curated record